AUGUCCCAACAAAACUCUAUUCAUUUUCACUAUUAUAAUGGUUCUAAUGGUGAUUUUUCACCAACUAUUAUUGAGACAGAACAAAACUAUAAUAGAACAAUACCUAUACAUUCACCACUAUCACCGCUACCACUACUACUAUCACUGUCAUCACCAUCACCAAUACUUCAUAACGUGUUUUUAGAAGAACCAGUAGUUAAUUUUGCUCAAGAUAUACGACCAAGCAUCAACAGUAAUAAAAGAUCUAAACCAAGAAAAAGCUGGGUAUGGAAUCAUAUGAAGAAAGACAAAAUUAACAAAAAGGUCAAAUGUCUCAUUUGGAGUGAUAUUAAUGGUGAUCUUAAGCAAUGUACGCGUCUUUUUGAACUCAAGACCAGUACAACUAAUUUGGCUACUCAUCUUCGAGUUGAACAUCGAUUUGACAAAAAUGGUUCUUUAUUACCAUUAAAUAGUAAACAAGAUCAAACAGUCUUGUCUCACUCAGUUCAGCAUGCCACAUUAUCAACACAAUCGCAAGCUUUGAUAAAUUCUUCACAACCAACUUUACAAGAAUUUGCCAAGUAUAAAGCACCAUUAUCCAACAAAAAACAAGAUCGAAUUACUUCUCGCAUACUGGCAUGGAUAGUUGAUGACAUGCAACCUUUUAAUACCUUGCUUACAAUUGAAAGCUUUUCAUAUCCACAUACAUCCGAACACAUUGAAGAUUGUUUGCGUAAAGAACUAGUAAAAUGGAAUUUAAGCAACAAAUAUUUAGCAGGUAUAACAGAUAAUGCUAGUUCAAUAGUGAAAGCAAUAAGAGAUCUUGAAAUCUUACAUAUUCGGUGUACGGCUCAUACUAUUCAACUUGGAGUUACGAAUGGCUUAAAAGAAGCAACU
Molecule: messenger RNA, 876 nt
Organism: Ambispora gerdemannii
Lineage: Eukaryota; Fungi; Glomeromycota; Glomeromycetes; Archaeosporales; Ambisporaceae
Source: the annotation of a GenBank genome assembly